AAUAUUCUCUUACAUAAUAUAGAAUAUUGAUACAGUGUUUUCCAAAAUGUUAUAUGAAAAACGUAUUAUGGUACUCAUCUGGAUUUGCCUUCUUAAUUUUAUGUUCAAUGUUUCAGAUUUGUGCUAUGUAGGAUCAGGAGUCCUACAGUGCUGUUUUGGAUAUGUUUGGAAUAGGAUAGAGAACAGAUGUAUCCCAUGUGAGGAUGGUUAUUUCGGACAAAACUGUAGUGAUCCCUGUCCUCCACCUAAUUUUGGUCAAACCUGUCGAUCAAAGUGCAACUGUACUGAUGACCAAUAUUGUCAUCAUGUGCGUGGAUGUAUUCAACCACACGGUGCAGUUGGUUCCUGUCAAAAACCAAUAUUUAAACCAAAAGAAGACUCAAGUUUCACGUCUCUUCUGUGGGCUGCAGUAGUUUGUCUGUUUAUCAUAUCUGCAAUUUUUUUCACCUCUUAUAUGUACAUUAAAUUAAGAAUAAAACCAUAUGUAGAUGUGACACAAGCUUUGUAAGAAUAAAAACUUUCCCCACUUGUAUA
Messenger RNA from Magallana angulata, 534 nucleotides. Its product is annotated as multiple epidermal growth factor-like domains protein 10. Lineage: Eukaryota; Metazoa; Mollusca; Bivalvia; Ostreida; Ostreidae. The transcript has 4 exons. The record is from RefSeq and is a predicted model, not a curated record. The coding region runs from base 47 to 508 and encodes 153 amino acids.